UUCUUGUUGUUUUAAAACCCUGCUCGCUUUCUUUGAAGUUUCUUUUGGCGCUUUCGGGACGUCACGGUCUCUUAGCAGCGCUGACGGAACAAACCAAAAUAGGGAUGUAAGAGGGGGGAGGACGGAACCGAAGAUUACAGUAAAGUCUCACUAUGAGGGCAAAAUAAAACCAUUCCGGGGAAUUAUAGGACGACAAACAGGCUCUCUCAGAGAUGCUUCUGCUCCUGCUGCUGUCUCUUUCUCUGCCACCUGAGGGCGAUGCAUCACCGAUCAGCUGCUACAACGACCGAGGAGAUGCAGUCGACUGGUUCUACGUCUACAAACUGCCCAAAGAGCAUCGUAGAACGGCUCCCCAAAGGGGUGAGGAAUACCUCCUGCUGGAGAAAGGCAGUGAAGGAUGGAUGCAGGGAAAAGUGACGGUCAACGACAGUACGGGGGCUCUGGGCCGGACGGUGGGACAGCUGUACACAGAAGGAAAGAACUCAGAAGUGGCGUACAUCCUUUACAAUGACCAGAGCCCAAUUGAGGAGUUCAGUGACGGAAGCGGAAACUCAGGAGGUCACACCAAAGGUGUUGUUCUGCUGGAUCAGAACCAGGGAUUCUGGCUGGUCCACAGCACCCCCCACUUCCCCCCGGAGCAACAGGCGGGAGAGUAUUCCUAUCCGAGCAGCGGCGUGAACAACGGCCAGAACUUCCUCUGCGUCACCUACCCGCUCAAAAACUUUCAGACCAUCGGAGAGCAGCUGCAGAUCAAUCAGCCUCACGUGUACGACUGCGACGUCCCAGAAUCCAUGGUGUCUUUGGUGCCUGCGCUGGCCGACCUCUGUAAGAAGAAGCGUCUGUCUGAGGACGUCUCUUUCAGACCCAUGUCCAACCGCAGCAUGACGUUGACCUCCAUGGGCGGCACCGACUUCAUCAGCUUCGCCAAGGGAGCCUCAUUCGAUGACGACCUCUAUCACGGUUGGGUGGCCCCGGCCCUCCAGUCGGACCUGCUGGUCCAGUUCUGGAUCCGCUCCAGAGGCAUCCUCCCCUCAAACUGCUCGCUGGGCUGGAAGGUUCUGGACGUCACGCUCAUCAACCCGGGCCAGACCUUCGAAUUCAAGAACAGCCAAGACCACUCCAAGUGGGCGGUCAGCCCCAAACAGGCCUGGGGAGGGAAGGGGGGCGGCUGGGUGUGCGUGGGGGACAUCAACCGGAACGAGGCGGAGGAGAAACGAGGGGGAGGGACGGUGUGUCUGCAGGAUCCAGCAGUGUGGAAAGCCUACCGGACGGCGGCGCUAGAGUGCGAGGCCUGUGGGGGAGGAACCGUACAGUGCUGACAGUUCACUUAACCUUUAACCCUUUACACUGAAAAUGUCCCCAACCACCCCUAAUAACACAUGCUCUUUGAUCUGU
Molecule: messenger RNA, 1395 nt
Organism: Oryzias melastigma (Indian medaka)
Lineage: Eukaryota; Metazoa; Chordata; Actinopteri; Beloniformes; Adrianichthyidae
Gene: dnase2
Product: deoxyribonuclease II, lysosomal
Exons: 7
Coding region: 213-1319 (368 amino acids)
Biological process (GO): apoptotic DNA fragmentation
Molecular function (GO): deoxyribonuclease II activity
Source: RefSeq, a predicted model, not a curated record